CAUAGCGCCCUACGACUACAGCUAAAUUUGCUCAGCCAUCGCUUUGUUUUCUAUUACAUUAAUUUUUGUUUGAAAUUCUAAUUUGAGAUUCUUAUAUUUUAAAACAAUUAUUAAUGUGUUAAAAGCUUACGUUCAAACAGUAAAUGGGAAUAAUAAGACAUCGACAACAAUGGCAACGUAUUCGAUCAUCAUGACGAUGUGUACUAAGGGAAACUGUUUCAGAUUUUUAUUAGGUCUUGCUCUUAUAUCAUGUGCAUUGGUUUAUAACUUUUACAGUAAUACUAUGGUGGGAUACAAAACGACACAAUUCAAGGAUCCAAAAUACAAACUGGAACAUUCGCUUUUUCAAGGAACUUUUGACGUCCACUUUUCUCUGGCGACGGAAGAAGAAUUCUGGGACGCUGGUCCGAUAGAUAUCUAUGAAGCUUUUGCUCAACAUUCCUACAAGACUUUAGAGACGUGUAACAAUACUUGUCACGUUAUAGAGCCUGUGUGUAAAGCUAAUAGUUCAAAAGAUUUAAUUAAAUUAAAUUUACAAGGUUUAAUAUAUCAGAAACCGUUCCUCGCGAGAGGGCAGUAUGUUUUUGAAUGGGAGAAAAAAUAUUUGAGUCAUCCCCCUUUGAACGAUAUUAAAACGCUGCCAGAUUUGAAGUUGUCUAAAGUGACAGUUGAAAACACAAGACAAGGUGUGGUCAGGUGUAAGAUACUUGAAACUAUACACGGUCGUCUGGAUGUCGUGGAUGGGUACGGGCGUCAGAGAACCAAGGGAGACGAUGUGGUCAGGGUGUGGAUGAAGGGAGGUAAUAACUCGGAUUACGCUGUUGUUGGUAACGUCACAGAUUUACAAAAUGGCAGCUAUACUUUCGCUGUCAAAUGUUUGUGGAAUGGGACGUCUUUGAUAAAGGUAGCCAUCUCCUACCCACGAGAGUUCAUGCGAGUCGUUAUCCAUCAGAUUCAGGUUGGGGUAGCCAGGUAUAUGUCAGGAACUUUCAUCAAGGAAAAUCUUAAAGAGGAUACAGUAUGUUUCCAUACCCCAAACAGACCAGGCUCGGAGUGUAUCUGUAACUUCAGCAACUUUGGUUAUGAGAAUUAUUACUGUGGUAGACCAAGACAUCCGAAAUUGACCUGUGAUGAUUGGCUCUAUGGCGACACUUUAAAGGAGGCGCCUGCACACGACGUAACAGCUGCUGAAAAGUAUUUGCUUGCAACGAUUCGAGGAACACCAGAGCAGCGAUCAGUGAGUCAUGGGAUUAAAGUUCUAACUAUAAGCACGGGUAAAUUGCCUGAAAUGAAACCUUGUCGUGAGUCAAAUAAAAACGUCACCUGGGUCACAAAUACAACCAAAGGCUUCUGGACUUUCGGAAAUAUCUGGAACUCUCUUAUCUGUAAAGAUCAAGGAGCGAUCACACGUGACUUGACACGGAACUGUCUCCGGAACACUUCCGUCUGGAUCUUCGGUGACUCUAACGGAAGACUUGCAUAUUUUAGUUUUACGGACAUAGUGCAGUGUGUUAAAAAAGAGGGGGCAUAUCCGGAUAGAGCAAGCUGUGUUAUUCCAGAGUACAAUAUAAAUAUAACCUUACUCGCGCAUGAACCACCGAAAUACGUUUGGACCCGGAGAAGCGACAACUUCACAGGCGUCCCAGACUUUAUCCAAACCUUGCCAAGAAACAAAAAACACGUUCUGAUCAUCCAUUACUAUCUCCACUACACCGCCGCCCAUCUUAGUGUCUUAUCCUUACGCAUGAGAAAACUCAGGGAUGCCAUCGAGAAAAUGCUGGAGACGAACCCGAAUGUUCUAGUCGGUCUCAGAAUCCCUCACGUGACAUCUAAGUACUACAAAAAUCAUGCCGUGGGCGGGGACCCCCUGGGCCCCCAGUACAUCGAGCUGAUAAGGGAAAGGUUCAGAGGUCUAGAGGAUAAAGUUGUGUUCUUGGAUUUGUGGGAGAUGUCCAUUGGAAUAGAAAAUGUUGAUUAUCAUCCACCACAGUAUAUCAAUCGUGAAAUGAUCAAAUUUCUACUAUCAUUUCAAUGUUAAU
Molecule: messenger RNA, 2039 nt
Organism: Physella acuta
Lineage: Eukaryota; Metazoa; Mollusca; Gastropoda; Physidae
Product: NXPE family member 4
Source: RefSeq, a predicted model, not a curated record